This is a messenger RNA of Syngnathus acus (greater pipefish), 3544 nucleotides long. Its product is annotated as oxysterol-binding protein 1-like. The record is from RefSeq and is a predicted model, not a curated record. NCBI's taxonomy places the organism in Eukaryota, Metazoa, Chordata, Actinopteri, Syngnathiformes, Syngnathidae. Gene Ontology annotation, molecular function: sterol binding. Gene Ontology annotation, cellular component: membrane; cytosol; intracellular membrane-bounded organelle.
UUAGUGUGGCACCGGGUGGAACCACCUAGCACCAUAGGCUAGUUAGAAGUAGCUAGCUGGAGUUGUGCGCAGCUGUACAGCGGACACUCUUCAUGCAUAGUGAGAAAUGUUUCAUCUACUCGACGGCGACAUUGUACUCUAUAGCCACGCCAGUUGCUCUUUUUUGACGCUUUUCGCCUCGUUUUGCUCUCCGUUGUCGACGUUAGCUUGCUGGUCAGUUCGCCCCUGUAAGCUAAGUAGCCGUCUUUACUUACUCCUGGUCUAAGUGUCAAUAUUAGCAGUGACUUCCUUGGGUGCCCGCUUGCCUGAGCUGUCAACCUAGGGACACGUCAAGGUUCUGUGCAUUGGUGUCUGGGUUCUGGGGCUUGUGAUGUCCGAGCCCAAGACAGCCCCUCCAACCCCAGCUGGAGACACAUAUAAGGGAUGGGUGUUCAAGUGGACUAAUUACAUCAAGGGUUAUCAGAGGCGCUGGUUCGUCUUGAGUCAUGGCUUGUUGUCCUACUACAGGACCCAGGCGGAAAUGGGCCACACUUGCCGCGGCACCAUCAACCUGGCGACGGCGACCAUCACCGUGGACGACGCGUGCAACUUUGUCAUCUCCAACGGUGGCGCACAGACGUACCACCUGAAGGCCAGCUGCGAGGUGGAGCGACAGCGUUGGAUCACCGCGCUGGAGCUGGCAAAGGCCAAAGCGGCGGCACGCCUUCAGCUUGAGUCAGAUGACUCCAGUGACGACUGCUCCCAUUCACUGCCCACGGCGCCUUCCGGACAAGGCGGCGGCGUCCCGCAGAAUGCCGAAGUCCAGUCGGCCCUGCGGACCCUGGGUAGCAAGGUGGAAGAUCUGAGCACGUGCAACGAUCUCAUCUCCAAGCACGGCUCCGCUCUUCAGAGGUCUUUGUCGGAGCUGGACAGUUUGCGUCUGACGGGAGAGGCGGGAGAUAAAAUCCGUCAGGUGACGGAGAGGGCCACGCUGUUCCGCAUCACUUCCAACGCCAUGAUCAAUGCGUGCCGAGACUUCCUGGCGCUGGCGCAGGCACACAGCAAGCGUUGGCAGAAGGCGCUGCAGGCGGAGCGGGAGCAGCGAGUGCGCCUGGAGGAGACUUUGGAGCAGCUGGCCAAGCAGCACAAUCACCUGGAGCGAGCCUUCAGGGGGGCCAGCGCGCAGGCCAACGCCACCGCCGACAAUAAGAGCGGGGUCGCAGCAGCGAAAGGCGAGGCCAGCGACGAGGAUGACGACAACGAGUUCUUUGACGCGGUGGAAGAAGCCCCUGAGUUCAUCACUGUUCCCGCAGACCCUCACUUCCACAAGAGAUCGAACAGUAACGCCAGCGGUUUCAAUAAUGAAAUUGGUUCAGAUGAUCAGUCGCUGAACGAGGAGCCCCUGGCCAUGAACCAGGAGUCGCCCUCGCAAGAGUUGCUGCCGCUGAAGAAGCGACGCGCGCGCAUUCCGGACAAGCCCAACUACUCCCUCAACCUGUGGAGCAUCAUGAAAAACUGCAUCGGCAAGGAGCUCUCCAAGAUUCCCAUGCCUGUGAACUUCAACGAGCCCAUUUCCAUGCUGCAGCGUCUGUCCGAGGACCUGGAGUACCACGAGCUGCUGGACAAGGCGAGUAAGUGCCACAGCACGCUGGAGCAGAUGUGCUACGUGGCCGCCUUCUCCGUGUCGUCCUACUCCACCACGGUCCACCGCACGGGCAAGCCCUUCAACCCGCUGCUGGGCGAGACGUACGAGCUGGACCCGGCGGAGAGCGGCUACCGCUCGCUCUGUGAGCAGGUCAGUCACCACCCGCCGGCCGCGGCCCAUCACGCCAUCUCCGAUCGAGGCUGGACUCUGAGGCAGGAAAUCACCGUUGCCAGCAAAUUUCGCGGCAAAUAUCUCUCCAUCAUGCCGCUAGGGACCAUUCAUGCCAUCUUUGACAAGGACAACAAUCACUACACAUGGAAGAAAGUGACCACCACUGUGCACAAUAUCAUAGUUGGCAAACUCUGGAUCGACCAGUCGGGAGAGAUCGAUGUGGUGAACCACACAACGGGAGACCGCUGCCAUUUGAAAUUUGCGCCUUACAGUUAUUUCUCCAGAGAUGUGGCCAGGAAGGUGACCGGCGUGGUGAUGGACAAGGAAGGCAAGGCCCAUUACGUGCUGUCGGGCACAUGGGAUGAGAAACUGGAGUUUUCCCGCGUGAUGCAAAGCAGCCGCGGCGGGGAAAACGGCUCCGAGGGGAAACAGAAGACAGUCUACCAAACUCUGAAAGCCAGAGAGGUGUGGCGGAAGAACCCUCUGCCUGAAGGCGCGGAGACCAUGUACUACUUCACGGCUUUGGCGCUCACUCUCAACGAGCCCGAGGAGCCCGUGGCGCCCACGGACAGCCGUCGCCGACCCGACCAGCGGCUCAUGGAGGACGGGCGCUGGGACGAGGCCAACAGCGAGAAGCAGCGGCUGGAGGAGAAGCAGCGCAUCGCCCGGCGCGAGCGCGAGAGGGAGGCUCUCAGCCAGCGUACCUCCAGCCACCCAGAUGAAGCUGUCGAUGAGGAUUCUCUUACUGAUCCGUCACUGAAAAGCGCACCUCACGACCUCUACAAAGCACUUUGGUUCGAGCGCUGCCAGGACCGGAUCACAGGUGAGCAGGUUCACGUCUACAAGGGCGGCUACUGGGAAGCCAAGGAGCGCGGCUACUGGGAGGGCUGCCCUGACAUAUUUUGACCACCGGCGAAUGAAACGGAAGAAGAAGAAGAAAAAAAAAAAGUCGGUUCUCUGUUCUAAGAGACCCCCAGAACACGGUGGUGGGCCCCUCAAGCUUGUUGUGAGUAGUGCUUCCUUCCUUCCUUCCUUCCUUCCACAUCCAUCUCUCCCAAUGUUUGUGAUUAAUCGGUGGCCUUCAUGAAGACAGUUUCUGGUUUGUCUGAUUAUUUGUGUCUUAAUAUAAAGUCGCCUACUGUGCGACUAUGUGUGUUUGGGUGGAUGGGGGUGUGCGCUUGUGUGUGCGUGUGUGUGGCGGGGGAGGGGGACGGGAGGCUGUUAUCGAGUUCAACUGUGAUCGAGUAGUGUGCAACAUCUCUCCUCCUCGCCUUAGACAACCUACGCUCACCUGUCAGAAACGUGUGAGUGAACUGGACGCUCAGGUUUUAUUACGGUUGGAAGUAAAAGAAGGCUGAAGUAAUUAUUUUUGUUUUCUGUUUUAAAGAGAAAUACUUGUUUUAUGGUGUGAAUAUACACAUUUAAAGUAAAUGCAGUGCUAAUUACAAAAUAUAAAUAUAUACAUAUAUGCAAGCACAUUUUGACACCAAAAAAGUGUUUCGUCUUUUUUUUUUUUUUUUUUCCCCCCCCCUGUUGUCUGUAAGUGUACUUAAUCAAGACACACAAUCUAAAAAUAUCUGAUUUUAUAAAUGUAUAAUGUCUGGAAAACGGCGAGGCAUUUUUCUGUUGUUUCAUGUCACCAAAAAAGGGAGAUUUCAUGCUCGACUGAUAGAAGAGCCGUCAUAACAUUGUUUUUGAUUUUGUAUCCAAGGAGAGGAAAUCUUUAAUAAACACUGUAAUGUCAAGCAA